Messenger RNA from Bacillus rossius redtenbacheri, 23521 nucleotides. It is a transcript of the gene Camta, whose product is annotated as calmodulin-binding transcription activator 2. The coding region runs from base 361 to 4458 and encodes 1365 amino acids. Gene Ontology annotation, cellular component: nucleus. The record is from RefSeq and is a predicted model, not a curated record. Gene Ontology annotation, biological process: regulation of transcription by RNA polymerase II. Gene Ontology annotation, molecular function: double-stranded DNA binding; transcription coregulator activity; protein binding. Lineage: Eukaryota; Metazoa; Arthropoda; Insecta; Phasmatodea; Bacillidae. The transcript has 28 exons.
GAAACAUUGGAAGUUAUGUGUGUGUGCGUUUGAAUAUUUAGUAUUUAGUGUUUACAUUGUGCACAGGGUGACAGCGAGACAUUUUCAUCUGUGAAUCUUAUCGAAUGUUAAGAACCUUUUUUGUGGUACUAUGUAUAGAAACGUGAAAUCGACAAUUUCCGCAGUCCUUCUCUAACUUUCGCUGUCAGGUGUUAAGAAAAUAGUACAGCCAUUGCAUUGUUCGGUAACAUUAUUAAACCAUACCAUAUUAAAGCUUUCCCGGCAAAGUGUUCGUAGCGAGUGUCACGCAAAUGAAAGUUCAAUAAGAAAUCUUUGAAAUACAGUCCACAGGACUGGGCGCCAUGCUGCCGCGCGUCUAGCAUGGCCGGCCAGCCCAUGGCCUCGUCGGCGGUCUUCUGCCUCAGCCUGCAGAUACGAGUGGACCGCGACACGCAGCCCGCUGCGCCCUCCGGCGACCUGCUGCUGCUCAAGACACCGCUGACCGCGCGGCUCCCGGCCGCCGCGGCGCCCGCGUCCCGCCAGCUGCUGCUCGUCGAGCGGCCCACAGACGGAGAGCCCAUCAAGCUGCCGGAGAACCUGGAGAGCCUGCCCCAGGCGGACCACUUCCCCACCCAGAGGCAUCGCUGGAACACCAAUGAGGAGAUUGCCGCCAUCCUCAUCAGCUUCGAAAGACACGCAGAGUGGCAGUCCAAGGAGGUCAAGAUCAGGCCGAAGAGCGGGUCCAUGCUGCUGUACAGUCGCAAGAAGGUCCGUUACCGCCGCGAUGGCUACUGCUGGAAGAAGCGCAAAGACGGGAAGACCACCAGGGAAGAUCACAUGAAGCUCAAAGUGCAAGGAACCGAGUGUAUUUAUGGCUGCUAUGUGCACUCGGCGAUACUGCCGACGUUCCACAGGCGGUGCUACUGGCUGCUCCAGAACCCGGACAUCGUGCUGGUGCACUACCUCAACGUGCCCUACCCCGACGACAACAAGCUGGCCGUGAUCACGCCCAGCCUCGCGCUCUGGGGGGACAAGAAGGAGUGGACGAAGGAAGAGUUAGUGUCGCAACUAAAGCCCAUGUGUGAGUCGCCAGCUCCCUCCUUCUUCUCCAGUGUCCAUCAUUCGGUCUUCAGUGAGGAUGAACCUGACCUGAAUAAUGAGCUGGAAAUUUCGACGGCGGAGACCGUGGAGGCGAUAGUGACUCAGCUGAUGGAGAAGCAACAACUGGCUCGCUCGGCGGCCCUCACCAAGCAGCUGGAGUGCGGCUGCCCCGACUCCACUUGCGCCGACGGCAAGGCGUGCGCCCACCCCAUGAGGCGCAUAUCCGCCGCCAAGAUGGACGCCGGCAACACCUCCGUCGUCAACAUGGCCAACGUGAACACCGAGAACAACAACCAGGUGUCUUCCACGACGGGCUCCGGCGGCCUGGUGCACACCUCCCACCACCGCCUGCACGUGCCGACCAGCGCGGGGCCCCCCACCACCUCGGCCCCGCCCCUGGUGCUGAGCCUGUCCCAGAUCCAGGGCGGCGGGGGGCUGCUGAUCCUGAACGGCUCGGGCGGCCACGGCGGGGCGCGCCACCAGUCGCUGGUGUCCCCGGUGGCCGUCACCUCCUUCGUGUGCGGGCCCCGCAGCCACCACGCCAAGGAGCCCGAGCCGGAGCGGGAGGCCAUGGAGACGGGCUCGCCCACCUCGGCGUGCCGGCGGCGCGACGCCAACCUCGUCAACAACAACAGCACCAGCAUGGACGCGGCGAACGGCAACACGGUGUUCGUGUCGGGGGAGCGGGAGCGGCCGUACGGGCUGGGCAGCGCCCCGCCGACGCCCGCCAAGAGGGAGAGCGCGGUGCUGGUGAUGGGCAAGGGGCAGGACGCGGUGUUCUUCAACGAGACGCUGGACCUCUCUCAGGAGGACAUCCAGCAGACGCUGCAGGCCAACAUGCCCGCCCGCGCGGAGGGUGCCGUCUCCCCGCCGGAGGACACGGUGGUCUCCGAGAUCGACCCCAUGGACUUCAUGGACGGCUGCGACGCGGCCGUGUCCCCGGCUCACGGGGAUGACGACGUGUUCGUGAACCUGGAUGCCUUCGACAUGCUGGGGGACUUCCCGGAGCUGGAGACCCUGGAGCCGGCGCCGGAGGAGCCUGCGUCCUCGCGAGUGGACAAGGGCAGCGAGCAGGCGUCUCCCCGCAUGGACUACCGCGAGGGCACUGCCAACAUCACCGACUACUCCCCCGAGUGGGCCUACCCAGAGGGCGGGGUGAAGGUGCUGGUGACGGGGCCGUGGUACUCCACGACCUCGCCCUACACGGUCCUGUUCGAUACAUUCCCCGUGCCGACCACCCUGGUGCAGAGUGGCGUGCUGCGCUGCUACUGCCCUGCGCACGAGGUGGGGCUGGCGACCCUGCAGGUGGCGUGCGAGGGCUUCGUGAUCUCCAACUCUGUGAUAUUCGAGUACAAGAGCCCGGCGGCGGAGGAGCGGGGGCCGGGCCGGGAGCUGCAGGCGGAGCGAGGCGACGACCACCUGCUCAAGUUCUCGCUGCUGCAGCGGCUGGAGGCCGUGGACGGCCGGCUGCACAUCAAGCAGGAGCCCGACACGGGCGACCUGGUGGAAGGCUCAUCCCUGUUCAGCCAGAACAACUUCGAGGACCGCCUGGUCAGCUACUGCCAGUACAUGACGUCGCGGUCCUGGAAGCAGGAGGAGGAGGCCGGCUCUGCCUUCUCCGGCCACCGGGGCAUGACGCUGCUGCACCUGGCCGCGUGCCUGGGCUACUCCAAGUUGGUGUGCGCGAUGCUUCACUGGAGGACAGAGAACUCGUCCGUGCUGCUGGACACGGAGGUGGAUGCACUCAGCCAGGACGACGAAGGGUACACACCUUUGAUGUGGGCGUGCGCGCGCGGCCACCAGGCCACGGCGCUGCUGCUGUACCACUGGGACCGCUCGGCCCUCGCGCUCAGGAACCACGGCGUGCGCUCGGCGCUGGAGUGCGCCCGCGCGGCGGGGCACGGCCGGCUGGCCCGCGAGCUGGAGCGCCUGGAGGCGGAGGGCGAGAAGGACCGCGCCCCGUCGCCGUCCCCGGCCGAGUCCCCCGCGCGCUCCCGCGACGGGGUCUUCCUGCGCCCGGGCGCCGUGCGCAGGAACGAAGUGCAGAAGACCAAGAUCAUGAGCAUGGACCUGGACAUCAGCUUGCUGGACUCCCACGGCAACAGCUGCUGGAGCUCCUUGUUCAGCCAAGAGGGCAGCGGCGAGGACGGCCCGGACCAGCGGCCGGGGAGCCAGCGCCUGAGCAAGCGACCGUCCGUCGACAGCGGCAUCCACCUGGCGGCCGUCCAGAGCUCCGACAGUCUUCCCUCCCUGCACUCGGGCCGGGACACCCACAAGCUCUCCAGGUUCGACCGCAGCAUGUCUCUGCCGCUGGCGUCCCCCACCUCCGCGGCGUUCGACGUCUCCGGCAAGGAGGACACACGCAGCUCCCCCGUCAGGAAGAUGGACUUCGCACUGUGCGAAGUGGCCACGGACGUAAGGAGUGAUAGUCCCGUCGUAGACGUGGAGGCCGUCUCGGACGAUGAUGCAGAGGCGAAGGGCGACGGUGCUGUAGGGGAGCCGGACGUCCGUGUGCUGACCUUGGCAGAGCAGAUCAUUGCUGCCAUGCCGGAGAGGAUCAAGAACGAGAGCGAGGACAUGCUGCUGGGGGGCGACUGCAGCCCGCCGCCCCACGCCCUCGCCGAGGUGUUCAUGGAGCCGCUGCUCAUGGACGUGCAGUCCUCCUCCUUCCAGGCCGCCGAGUUCGACUUCGAGUUCAGCGACCACAACUACAGGUAUUACGACGUCGGCAGCCCCGGGUCGUCGUCCAGCCCUGCCUCGUCCAGCUGCCUGCAGUCGCCCGGCUCGCUCGCGCUCGACUCCCCGUCCCCGCCGCCCACCACCGCCGACUUCUGCGAGUUCUUCCAGGCCUCCGCGUCCAUGUUCGAGAAGGACUUCUCCAACCUGACUCUGUCCGACAGGGAGCAGCGAGAGCUGUACGAGGCGGCCAAGAUCAUCCAGAAGGCGUACCGCUCGUACAAGGGCCGGAAGAAGCUGGAGGAGCAGGACAAGGAGCGCGCCGCGGCCGUGCUCAUCCAGAACUACUACCGGCGCUACAAGCAGUAUGCGUACUUCAAGCAGAUGACGAAGGCGGCGCUGGUGAUCCAGAACGGUUACCGUUCGUACUGUGAGCACAAGCGCUUCAAGAAGAGCCAGGAGGCGGCGGUGUGCAUCCAGAACUACUACCGCAACUACCGUGAGCUCGACCGGUCCAGUAGGGAGCCCACGCCUACAUCAUCCUGCCUCAAGCGCACGUAUUCCCAGCGACGCCAGCACCAGGCUGCUCGCAAGAUCCAGCAGUUCAUGCGCCAGUCCAAAAACAAAUUGCAGAGAGAACGAGCGUUGGCAGCCGAAAGCGGGAAGCAGUCGGGCCCGUCAGCGGCUGCCCCUCAAAAGUAGCUCUGUCCAGACAGUUCGGCGUGCUGCAGCACCGGGCCAAAUAGCAGGGCAGCGGCUGCGGCAAGCACAGGAGCCACGCGGCCGGCGGGCUGGACGCUCGCAGGUAACAGAGGUCAGCACUGCCUAACCUUUGACAAUCUGUACUCCCCGGUGAGUCGGGGAGACUUCCACACUUCUCGCAGACAGUAGCAACGACAGACGAAGCACCAACCUCACAGAACUGAACUACUGUUCUUUCGGCAGACAGCGAAGAGAUGUGUUACACCCCGUGGGGAAAAAAAAAAACUGUUUCUAUUGUGGACCCCACCCAAUCAUUCUUACUCAUGUUUAUGUUUAAAUUUACAUUUACAGGUAGUUUGUUGAAAAUUAAAUAUAUAAGCUUUUUGAAAUUGGGCUGAGUUAGGCAAUAAUACCACUUUUUAACAUUUCGAGCACAAUGCCAUAUGUUCUGAUGAUCAGCUGCCCAAAUCUCAAUUAAAAUCAGAAUAUUUUAACAAGUAGAGAGCGCUUAAUUGUGGCUCAGGUUUGCAUAAUUUUCCUUCAAUAACUCUCAAACACUGCGGGAGUUGAUUAUUCAGUUAUUGUUUGGAACUAUUUCAAGGCCUUGACAUUGCUGCACUGUUAAGGAGUGAUAGCACACUCUUGCAUGCACCGCUUGCGAGGCAUUGCUCUUCAAGUAGGAAGGUUCUGUUUUUACUGUGUAAAUAUUACGUCUGAUAAAUUAUCGAAGGCUGUGUUCAUAUUUAGAGAGGCAAAAGAAACCGUGAGUUCUGCUCAUGUGCUAGUACCUGCAUUUCCAAUAAUAUAAUUACGUAUUGUAAUAAUGAUGUAAAUAUAGUGUUUGAAACAGAGUUCCACUUCUCUGCUUGGCUAAAUAGCGUCAAGAUAUUAGAUUGUAGGACGUUAACAAUGAGACACGCAGUGACGUGUAUCUUUACUGAACUUGAAAUAUUUUUUAUUUAUUAUUUAUUUACUUUGUUAACUUAUUUAUUCUGAACUUUAUUUCAAUUUAGGUGUUUAGUGUGGAGUGUCUGUUGUAAAUUUAGUGUGUGUUCUGUGAAGUGGUGGUGUUAUUUAAGGGGGAAUAUGAAGUCUGCAGGUGAUGCGAUGUGAUUGGUUGGGAGUGAACAGGGUAAGGAGUGAACUGUUUUCACACGGGUUGGCUGCAGCAACCUGUUCUUAAAUUAUAUUGCGUCUGCUAGUGGUAUGUUAUGAUAAGAGAUUUAUUUAUUGCCAGUUUAUACUGUACAUUUGUAAAUACGUAUGCGUGUGAGUAACUUAUCACUUAUUAAUAUUAUUAGAAUUUUAAUUGUGUUGCAAAUGAAAGUGUUUACUAUUAUGAGUUUAAAAAAAUCUGUUACUUCUUGUUGCACAUUUAUUGAAUGUGUAUGUCAUAAAAUAAAAUAAAAAAGUGUUUUGAUAUAUUAUUAUUAAAUAUUUUAUCGAUCAUCAGAAAAUUUAAGCAAUCAAAUAAUUUUUUUUUGCUAGAAACAUUUUAAUAAAGUUUCUGGCUUAUACAUGUAAGUUAUUUGUAUAUAGCGACCUAGGCUUCUUUUGGUCAUGCAUAUGUACAUACUUGACACAUUUUUUGCCAAGUGUAGUGCUGUUCAGAUGAAAGAAUAAUGUGAUGGUUAUUGUAGUAGUGAAAUUAUAUUUUCUGGACUUGCACGUUGAAUUUUUCGCUCUUUGAGCCCGUGGGCAUAGACAAGUAGAAACAGGAUGAUCAAGUGAGACAACAGAAGCUGUGAUGUAGGAUGCAGAAAUUUUACUCGUUAAAAAUGUUAGCUUGUUAAAGAGUUAUAUACUAGUAGAUACUGGGGACAUUGUGAUGGUGCGACUGUGAAUCAGGAGAGUGAUUGUGAUGUAGGAGGCCUGAGUCCACUAAGCUUGGCUGUAAAUAGUGUAAGGUACUUAAACGAUAAUGUAACAUUUAGUGAUAAUGUAGUCUUACGUCUUUCAGCUCCAAUGCCCGUAUGCCUCUCAUAACGACAGUGCUGUAAGCAUGCGUUGUUCUGUAUUUCAUCCCGUGCAAAUAGCAUGGAGAGCAUACGCACUGUUGCCAUUCUCUCUCCGCUGUUCAGUUUCGCCCUCUCGAUGGUGUCUGUGGAGUGUCUUCCUGGAAUUCAACUUCAAUUCAACUUCAACUUUGGCAUGAUAUUGGCAAACUUUUAAUAUAAUAUAAUGUGUUUUAGUAGUAUAUAUUUGUCGACAUUCAUCAGUACGAGAAAGUACGUCGACUGUGUUAUUAGUUGUUACCUGUUUAUUAUAUAGUUUAGGACUGCACUGCCUCGCAAUUAUUUGGUUUUCUUUAACAGAAAAAUAAGUCCUAUCAUGUUAAGAUUUGGAUAGCUUUAACAAAAGAAAUACAUUUUUUAAUGUAUUUCUCUGCUAUUCAGAUCAUCCUUCUUGUGCUAAUCUUCCAUUCAAAACUUAAAAGUUUCUAAUAUAUAAAUUUUUUAAAUGUAUAAUUAUUUUUAAUCAUAAAUUAGAAGGGUUUCUCAAUUAUCAGUUCCAGAUUAUGCCGAGUGUGGAAAUGUGUCAAAACCGUAUUUGCUUGCGAAAAUGCAAAUGUGUGGUUUGAGCAGAACUUUCACUAGCAGCUUAAACAUUAAAUUUUAAAACUGAAAACAACAAUGAAAAGCAUGUCAAUACAAUAUAUAGCACCAAAAUGAAAGUGAAAUCACGAGGUUAACCAAAAAUUAAUUUACAUCACCAAAAAAAAAUAAGUAUUAUUUUAAUGUUUGAAGUUCAAGGAAUAUUAUUAUUUCUGUACAAAGUUUGUACCAAAGUGGAAUGAUCAGAAAAAUUAAUUUAAUUUGUUUGUUUGUGCAUCUCUUAUUGAAUCACUAUUAAACCACAAAUUUUUGCCAUUUUAUUUUUAUUGUUCUGAAUGUAUCUGAUGAAUAGAAACUUAUUACAAAUUGUUUUGUUGUAAAAAGGCAUGUCAUCAUUAAACUGUUUUGGUGGGAGAACUAUUAAGAGCCAGAAUUUAUAAAAAUAAAUACACAGAAAUUAUCUGUUAUAAAACAAAAUGGGAUUCAAAAUAAAUUCAUAAGAUCUUGUCUCUAUGUAGGUAUUAUCGCCUUGUGUAUUCAUGUGCUCAACUAUUCACAAGUUACUGAUUUUACCUAGAUUAAUACGAAAUGGUAACAUUUUAAUGUCCAUGCAAGUAUGUUAUUUUAUUUUGUGGCUGAACGGCCGUCACCGGCCGCCCACAGAGGUGAUGUGGGUUCGGUUCCCGGCAUUUAAUUUGUGUGCAACACGGGUGUUGCUGUAAGACUGUGUGUUUCCUCACUGCCCUCCUACUUCUCGUAUUCAUUUCAAUUUGCUCCCCUACUGCUUCAUUUGCCAAGAUUUAAUAAUAGUUCAUCAUCAUCACCUUAAGUGUGUUUACUUUCUGCUAGCACCACCCCUAGUGUUGCUCUCAAUUUUUUUAACUUUUAAACUAAUUGGAAAGUGUUUUAUGUUCUUUUCGUAAUAAAUUACAUUAACACUUGAGCGACCAUAAUCAUUCUCUAUGAGACGCCAUACAAAAUUAACACAACUUCGUUUGCAAACUCAAAACUGCUAGUACUACAGCUCUUGAUUACCUUCUAUUGUACUAAUUAGGAAGAAAAGUUAAUCUCUUGCAAAAAUCAUCAGUUCAAAACAAAACAAAAAAAACAUACAAUCAAUUAAAUGUAUAUUUUUUUCAAGCAUAUGAUUUUUUUUUUCAUGGCUGUAAUAAUUAAUCACAGACAUUAGUUUAAAAAUGAGAUAUUUGCAUUUAAACAUAAUUUUUUUUUCCAAACGGUCAUCUGCAGCUAUUGCUGAUACGGAGUUUCUCUUGAGCUCUGCAGAAAAUGUGCGGGUGUGGAAAGUUUUGAGUAGUGCCUCACAAACACCAAUAUGGCCGUGAUUUAACCUUUCAUUAUGAAGUUGUCUGAAGUGAACUGGCAUUCCCAGCAUUAGUAGCUAUCAAAAAAAUGUGAACGUUUAGAGAAGAUGCUGUAACUAUGGUUGCAAUUUCCAAUCAAAGAGGAAUUCCACAUGAAUACUAUUGAAUAUUUUAUGUUAUAUCUCUUAGAAGUGGAGAUUGUUUGUACGCCUGACAGAGGUAGUGUGAACUCUUGGCCUAAUCUGGAACUGAGUUGGACUUGAGUCUUCUACAAGCACGUUCUCUAACCAUUCUUGUGUGCUUGUUGAAACGGUGACUGCAGUAGUGCAGAUCCAAACUUUUUAACUUCUCUUGUGUCCAUGCGUUCAGUUCUGCUUCAGUUUGUGUGGUCUUACGUGAGCUGUCUGUGCGACAGGGCGUGUUGAAGAGUAAUUGAAGUGGCUUCCAGUGUCUCACAGUUAUGGAAUCUAGUGCGAACAUGAUGGACUCCGUAAUUGUAUUGUAUAUACUACGUAAACUGUAUUUAGUUUUAGUGUGUCUGGAAAACUUAUUUCCAUUUGCUUAACCACUGCCAGUUUCGACGCUCCGCAUUCUGUGGAGGUAUUUUACUCUCAUACUCUUUUGAAGACGGAAACACUGGAAGGGCAAGUGGUUGAAUCAUCCUAGUUGUAAGUCAUUGAUUCCUUUAAGUGUCAAAAAUAUUGCUUAUCUAAAAUAGAUGUAUGAAUUGAAAGAAAUUAGUUUUGGAUCUGUUACCACUCUCAGGUAUUUUUUACAGAUGAUGAACGAACGACAUGUUGUUAAAGUGAUGCCAGCCGCAGACUAACUGGCUGUUCUGUUGUAAAUACACCCAUCUCUAGCAGUGCAGAUGUUUUGUAAUGGAAAUUAUAUUUUAUUCAAGCAGAGCUGUAUUGAGUUAUCUACCCUGACAUUUGAAAUUCUGAUUUUUUUUUGCUGUAUGGUUUUCUCUGAGUGUUCCCAUUUGCCUUCCACUGCCGCUCAACCCGUCAAACCUCAUCCGUCUCUAGCAAUUUCAAUUCGGAGAGACAUCAAACCAUUAUUAGAAAAUAAAACAAAUUAAAACCCAUUGCUUUUAUGGAAAAAGUGCAACUAUGUAAUUGUAGUUUCUAAUGCAGGCUUUGCAUACAACUUGUAAGGCUUACCAGUUUUAGUUCCUGUGACAAAGCAAACCUCAACAAAGGCUUUGUUUGUUUGGGACUUGCGCAACAAGUCACUACCGGGCUGUUCUUGUGGGUGCGACCACUACUUCAGGAGGCUGUAGCAAUGUAGUGCCUAGAGGCAGUCUUGUUUCGAGCUAAGCCAGCCUUGAAGUCAGCACCGUCAGGGCAUAAGUGCAGCGGAACACGUGUCACCUCAAACACCACGACAUAACUUCAACCCUAAUGUCGAGGUGGCCUCGACAACCGUCUCAAAAGCCGGAGGGCGUCUGUAGUAUUCAGACUCGAUAAGUAUUGCUGUCACCAGCGAUGCGCAUUGCUGUCACCAGCGAUGCGCAUUGAACCUUUGCUGUUUGAUGAAAAUACAUAAUGAAAAUAUUUAUGUGACCAGAAAAGCACUGGGUCUUAUUGUGAUGUUUUAGUUCAUCAGGAGAUCAAAUUUGGAAAUAAAUUGUGAUACGAUUCAAAGGGUACAUAAACCAUUUGUUGGCGUUAUAGCUCUUGGUUACAAAUUAUGAGUACUAAUAGUAAUAGUAAUAUAUUUCAAUACCUAAAUUAUGAGAUUUUGCUAGAUGUAUCCCAUAUUAGCAACUCUGCAUUUGGAUAGAAACAUUUACACUUUUAGUACUUUCCACACUGUGUAUUUUUACUUUCUACAAUUACUGCACCUUUGGUGCAGAAGUUGUGGAUUGUUUGUAUCAUGCAAAGUGUUAAGUUAAACUGUAACUGCAUUAACUUAUUUCCAUUUGUAAUUCAAGAACAUUGACUGCCAAAUAUUUUGAAUAUGAAAGUAAAGUAUGAAUAUAUACUGUUGUGAAAAAAUUUGGUUUCAGUGAUGUUUUCAUUCAGCUGAAAGCAUGACUUGUACAAAGUUUUGUAUUUAUUUUUUAAAAUUUUAACUAUUUAUUAAAGUGAGUGAUGUGGCAGUUAUAUGUUUUACCCGGUUCUUGGUUCUUUGUUAACCUCCAUUACAAUGUUCAGUCACACCAAAAACACAUAAUAUAUGGCAUAUUUAUUUGUUCGGUAUGACUUAGCAGUGCUCCUAAUUAAAAUAAUCUGACCACUAACAAUAAAAAAGCUCCUAGGUAGCACAGUUGUGUCCCAUCUCUCUAGGUAGCUAGAGCAGCAACACACAGUAAUACAUGUUAACUGCUGGGUGGAUACGUAACUCACACACACACACACACACACACAUAAAAAUUUCUUGAGAAAAAUGUAAAUAUCUCUUCAGAAUAGAUAAAGUAAUUAAUAAAAAAUAAAUAAUAAAAACUAGUACAGGAAUAGAAACAAAAAUCAAUUGCUAGUUAAGUAUGUAUUGUUACGAGUAUAAUGUGGGAAGAACUGGGUUAGUAAGGGAUACCCCAAUAAAUUAGCACAUUAUUGUUUAUUUCUAAUGUCUACACUAUAAAUUUAAUUACUGCAUUCAAGAUUUCUGUCCACAACAAUUAGUCUUACACUGAUCAUUGAAACACAAACACUUUCCACUGGAGCUUGGCUCAACAGUGGCUUGCUCUUAUGUCCGACUCUAAACACACCCCUUCCCUCCCCCUGUUUAGCUUCCUGUGGUACCAGGAUUAUAUUUACUGUUUUUGAUGCUGCUUAUACUGACCAGAACCGAGAACCCGGACUGACUGACACAUUACUAUUUAAAAUCAGUACUGUUUGCAAACAGUCUUACUUUUUCUAACUUUCUGAAGAUAAGCACAUUGUGGAAAUUGUAUAAUGUAAUUCAAGCUCUAGUAUUCAAACAUGUACUAUAUAUACAUGAUUGUAGGCUUUUUAUAUGUUAAAAAGAUAGAAGAAAAAUAUUUUUACAUAUUCGUAUAUCCUCAUGCCCAUCCAGAUUAAGAGUGAAGUUUAGUAAAGUAGGAAAGAUUUAAAUGAUUGUUGGUUACUAUUAUGGAGCCAGCCAUUAUUCACGUGUUUCAUAACGACAACCACUUGUUCUUUUGGUGACGUCUGGUAGAGAUGCGUACGUGAGACUCCUAGUACUAAUUAAGUGCAAGCCAGAUAACUACUAAAAAGAUUUUCCUCUAGCGAGUUCCAUUUUCACAUCGUUAUCCAUGCCACUUAGCAAUUUCAUCUUGUAAGAUACUCGUGAUAUACAAACUGUAACAUGUUUAACUCUUUUUACCAUUCAUUCUGGCAUGUUAUUUGAACUACUUAUUAAUAUUUUAACUUCAAAUACUUCUCAUUAUGCCUAAGAGUUCAAUUCUUCUACAUAUACAUGUUUGUUGAGAUAUUCAUCAUAAUGUUUUCAAGUUGUAAAAUGUAGUACUAUAAAUUUGAAAGAAAAAGAAAGAAAAAAAAUAAUGCAGUGAAAAUUUUUGUGGUGUUGAAUUAAGUUGGUCAAACUGAGAUGAAUCCAUUGUAAUUCAUGUUACGGGACGGUUUGAGCAUUCUUUUAAGAUUGUUUUGUUACAAAUGUGUGUGGUGUGCAUGCAUGCGUGUUGGCAUGCGUGCGCCGUGUGGCGUGUUGGCAUGUGUGUGCCGUGUGGCAAGGCCGGUGACCUGCGGCUACAACCGCCAGGUCAGUUUCCACUCUCCCCCUUCCUGCACGUUACAGCUGCUGUUUUCGUUUGCGGUUGCGUUUGUCUGUCCCAGUGAGCUUCGUUGUGUUUCUCUCCAUAGUCGUGGACACGUGGUUUCCGCUUCACUCCUCUCGCAUCUUGUAGUCACUUAGUUUACUUUGCUUCCGUUAGUUUUGCAUGUAGUAGUUAACAAAAGCAAUGUCUGGUUCACCAUGACUGAUAAUGCUUUUGAGACGUUGACAAUUGCUGAGUAUAGACACGUAGUUAUGACACGUUUAAAAAAUAAGUCAUACAUUCUGUCACAUAUCAUGUUUUGUAACUAUUUAAUAUUACUGUUUUUUUAAAUAGUCAAUUUAUUUAUAUGAAAUAAGUUUUGGUAGGAUUUAGUCAUCUAGAAUCAAUAUCUUUGCAUUUUUUAAAAUCUAUAUAAGAAUUUCUAUAAAAAAAAAUAUUCUGUACCUUAUAUGUAGGUCUAAUGCCAUUUAAAUGUUAACUGUUUCUACUAUUGCAUAUUAUAUUUUAUUCUGACUUCCUAGCUUGCACAUUGAAAUAUUAAAUUAUCUGCAUACAUCAUGUGCAAAUGCAUGGGUAAAUAUUAAAAAUUAUUCUUAUCAAAUCAUAAUAUUUACUUUUUGUCACGAAGUAUUACGAGUGAUGGAACUUAAUUUUUCGAUUAUGUUAUUCAUGCUGUGUAUUAAACUGUACACACUGAUGUAACGCCCCUCAUGCCCCAAAAUUAUAUUAUUUUAAUUUAAUAAAAAAAAUCCUAGAAAACAGCUGAGCAAAAAUAUAAAGAAAAAGACAAGUAUUACCAGAGGGGGCACGAGGUGGAGAACAAGACAAUUUGAUACUCCCUGCACGCAAGCAACUUGGGAGCUAGUGGAUUGUUUAUUAGAUAUACCGUAUUUACUCGUGUAUAGCGCGCCCUCGUGUAUAGCGCGCACCACGAUUUUUGCAACUAAUUCCAAAGAAAAAAAAAAUUGAAAUUUUUUUUUCCCCCAUAAAUAAAUUUUACUAACAUUUUGUGGUACCUGAUUAUUUAAAUUGAUGUGUGGUGAUGCGUCAGGAAAAUACAUAAACUCUGCUGUCUAAACGGAAGAUAAUGAAGCGCUAUAUCGUCACAACUGGUACGUGGAAGGAAGGAAGGAAGGGAGGGAGGCGUGCCGCGCUACGUUGCUAAGCUGGCGCGGAGAACUUGAUGACUCACCGGUGAGGAAUGGAGGAAGCGAAGAAGUUGCCGGGGGGGGGGGGGGGGGGGGGGGGAACUGGUGACAACAUUCUCUCUUUCUCUCUCUCUCUUUUUACUAGCUUCUGAGCUGGCUUUCUGUAAAGGGGGGAGGUCUAAAAAUAAACAAGAGACCAUGAUGUGCGAGCUUGCGCGCGCGCGCGUGUGCGUGUGUGUGAGUGUGUGUGUGUGUGUGUGAAACAGAGGCCUUGUUGCUUGUGCGUAUGUGUGGGGGCUGGCCAGAAACGUCACCCGUCACCCGGCAGUUAACGACUUCCACUCCUCCCCCCCCCCCCCAAAAAAAAUUUUUUCCCGUGUAUAGCGCGCAUCCUUAUUUUUUUCCUUUACUUGAGGGGGAAAAAGGGCGCGCUAUACACGAGUAUAUACGGUAGGUUAAUAAGGAAAAAAUAAAUCACUACAUAAGUAGAUUGGUCUAUAGCAGGGCCGGUGCAAGGUAAAUUGGCGCCCUAGGCGAAAAACCUUAAUUGCCCCCCCCCCCCCCCCCCAAGCCAGACACUCCAAAAAAAAUUUCCUUGCCUCAAAAUACAUCACGUAAGCCUAAGAUUUUGUCAACAAUCAAAUGUAAGCAGGAGGCUUGUGUUUUUUAUUACUUUUUUACUUAUUACAAAUCAUAAAUAGGUCACCGUGGACUUUAAAUAAAUACUUAUAUCAAUAUAAACAUUCCAAACUGUUACAAAAAUCAAUUUUCAUCUAGUUUCAAUAAUCCUCAAACAUAUUAUAUCAGCUGUUAUGUGUCGUGCUGCGCCGCCCCCAGCUACUUGGCGCCCUAGGCGGUUGCCUAGUUCGCCUAUAUGGACGCGCCGGCCCUGGUCUAUAGGUUUCCUGGUUUAUUUAAAAAGCAUUAAAUUAAAUCUAUUUACCAUUUGUUUUAGUUUCACAAAGAAAGGUAUUAACAAGUUAUUAAAAGGAGGGCCGGCCCGAUAUGAUUAACACACGUCAUUCUAUCUUUUUAACAACAAAUCAAGCACAGAAAAACAAUUUAAAAAUGUCCUUCCUGACAUAUUAUAGCAUGUCAGGUUCGUCCACUCAUUACUGUAACAAUUUCACAUAUUCUUAUUUGUUAAGUUCUCUAUGGCACUGCUCGCUGGUAUUCAUUUAAAUAAUUUCUUUCGUUGGUUGUAGGGAGAAGUUAUAUUUUAAAAUAUCACCCGGGGCUUCAAAAGUUGGACGUCUGGCCGGGAUAAAGCUCUUCUUAAAGAGACUCGAAGCUCGGGGUCCUGGACAACAUGAUGGGUGCAAUUUCGGCGCCCAAAUGUUGGACCCAAACAGGGUGUAGCUCCUGGACUCCAGGAAUGUCUCGCGCCGACAUCCGAAAUGCGCGGAUCGAGAAUAGCGCGGAUGACGUGGGAGAAUUCAUGAUUUAGGAAGGUAAAAAAAAUUAUAAAAUGUAAACUAAAACAUUAUUUGUUGCCUAAUUACUACGACUGACAGGCUACUGCUAAAUUUAGAAACUGGUAUCACAUCCCUUAACACCGUUGACUACAUUCCUAAUUCGAAGGAAGAGUUUGUUGUUGCCGCGAAAAAGCCUCUCAACAGAGGAGACGCCGAGAUGACGCUGUAAGUAGCCGAAGUCUAAGUGCCGCAAUGGCGGACAAAGCUCCUAAUUAAAACGUGCGCUCGGCUCUAGGGAAAAGAGGGGGAAGGUUCGGCUCUGGACCGAAAACUUCCGGAGGUGACCGAGGGGGGCGUAACUACACCGAGGGACGACCACUGCGCUCUCUACCAGCAGGCACAGAAAGCUACAUAGGAUCGAUUUUUACAGGACGCGUGUAGAAAGCAUAGGUCCUUAAGGCGCAGCCGGUGCUGCUCUCUGGCGGCCUAAAGGGGAAAGAAAGAAGGAGGUUAGCAAAGUCGCCACUAGGUGCCGCGGGCGUUAGCUCCACUCGCUGGCGACAAGUGCAGAAGUAACUGUUUCUGCCACUAGAUGUCAUGGGUGGUCCAUAUCUGCACAUAUUUUUUUCUGUGGCAAAUCGUCCUUGAAGUAGGCCACUGCCUGGCGAGUUCACGUCAGGGCAAUGAUCCUGGGCUAAAUUCUGAGAAGCAAGGUGGGGAGCUGGGGGGGUGAGGGUGGACAAAAAAACGCAACGAGGCUGGGAAAGAGCGUCCUAACGGGACUUUCUAUGAGUGAACCUAAGAAGUAUGCGUGACGGGAAGAGCUGUUGUUAGCUGUUCUCUGAGAAGUGGUAACAACUCGUCCAGAGCUGUUGUGUGCAAAUUUAGUCAUGCAGGGAAUUAAAGUUACAGGCCCACGGGCGUGACUGCAAGCGGGAGAAAUGUCAUCCGGGCUGCUAAUGACGUCUUUAGGCUUGCAAAAGCUCAGAUUGGCCCCUGAGAAAAAGUGUCUCAGUCCACUGCUGCAAAGUAUAACUUAGUAGAGUACACCAGCCUAACAAAGUGUAAAUCACCCUUUUUGUAACCAAAUUAUAUAAAAAAUAAAAUUUCCAAAAAUAAUUUAAAAUUAUAAUAACAAUUUUUAAAAAAAGUUCCAAAAUACCUAAUUUCCGGCACACUGAAAAUUAACGGUAGUAAUUAUACUAUGCAUAAAUAAAUACACUCUCCAAGAGCAUUCACUGUUGCGCUUAUUGUAACCUCACGAAGUCCCGGCGGAAGUAUUGCAGUGCUGCUUUGCUUGCUGUUAUUUGUCGGGCCAUUUUGAACAUCGAAACUCCCUUGUCCUCUGCUUCACAGCAUCACCUUCUGAAUCUCAAAUUUUCGUCACUCAAUACGAGGUCGACACUGAAGAUAUUGACCGUCUGUUUAUUUCAGUAGUCUGUGAUUAAGAUUACCUAUUUAUUGCAUUUUUUCUUUUAUUUUAAGGAAUCAUUAAAAAAGAAUUUUUUUUAUGUCAAAUCUUUUAUAACAAAUUGUAAGAAUAAUGUUAUAAAACAUUACUUUAUUUAAAUCACUAUCUAUCACCCUUCUUUAUCAUCUUUUGCAAAAGCAGAAUAAAAAAUUGUUAAAGUACUGUAGUAAAUGUGUAUGUACCUAUUUAAAAUAGAGUAAAUCUUUGUUAAAAGUUUCUCAAGGUGGUUAAAAAUUUUGACUCAUUACCAGGGUUAAAUUGGUUGAAUAAAUAGAUGAAGUGCCAAAUUUUUAAAAUUUUCUUAAGAUGGUUUUUCUUUCAUUUUGAAACUUGUGUUAAUUUCUUAUUUCUUUUGACUUACUUAACUUGUUCGCUCAUCAAAUUUCAGAAUUUUGUAUUGGCCAAUAAAGUUGUACGUAUGUGAUUGGUGGUUCCAUAUCCCAAUCUGAAGAAAGUUGAUUCAUGGAAACCAUGUUCUUUCAGCAACUACCAACCAGUAGAUUCCAGGCCUGCCACAUAUUUCUCAUUGCUUGAAGUUUCAAUCUAAAUUUGUAAAUAUUUGAUUUUACAAGGCCAAUAUGUAUGUAGUAGUAAUCCACGCAUAUCAUUAUAUUUUAAUAUUUUGAUCUAUUUUGAUAAAAUCUUUUGUUUCACCUUUCCGCAAAAAACACUAACUUCGUUGUAUAUUACGUAAUCAGGACAAUAUCCAAAAUAAAAACAUGUCAUUAAAAAAUAUUAAUAUUUCCAAAAGGUUUCAAAUUUUGUACCUCUUUUUUAAAAUUAGAAUUAUCUUAUCACAUAUUAAAAACGUUUUGCCAGUAUUUAAUUCUAUAUAACACUAAGCCUUCCCAUCUAACAGUUUAAAAAAAUUAGUACUUUUUGAUUUUUAAUAUUUUCUCACUUAAAAUGAUUUUUAGUGGGGGAAAAAUUUGACUACUGAGGCACUCUACUAUAUAUAGCCACUAUAGGCAUUAAUUAUGUAAUGAGCAAUAUUUCCAGGAUUAAGUAUAGCAUAAAAAUAUUAAUAGAACAAAAAAUUAUGAUUUUAACCCCUUGCAAAAAUAACUUUUUAAUGUUUACUGAUGAUAUGAAUUUUUUUUAUUUAAUGAGUUUUCCCUAUUUUAUUUAAACUAAAUAAAUAUAUAUUUUUUCUUAAUGUAAACUAAAGUUUCUGAAUGUUGGUUGACAAUUACCAGCAAUUUACUGAAGCCUUAAUUAAAUAGCUAGAAAUAUCAUUAAAAAUAUCAUAUUUCAAAAGAAAAGUUAUUGCAUUACAAUAGUAUGUGAUUUAAGGUUAACAACUGAUUCGUGUAGUAAACCAGUACCUGAAUAAUUUUUUUUUGCUUAUUGUUUUUAAAUUCAAAUGCUUGUUUUUUAAGUCCAUAAACAGUGCAAGCUGCAUAAUAUUCAUUAAUAUGAUUCAUAUGUAAAAUGAAUAAAUCAAAAUUGUUGUAUUUUGAAAAUUGUAUAGUGAUGGUUUACAACCUUGUAUCUUUACCAGUACCCUUUUCUUAAAGUCUAUUUUAAAAAUUCUGCUUGAAUAAUAUGAACCAAAUUUGUUUCACAUGUUUUCAAUUAAUUAUGUUGUUCAAUUAUUAGUGGUUGACAAACAUUUCCAAUUUAGCUAAUUUUGAACUAUAGUGUUCUGCCUAUCUACCUUUUAUUUUAAUCAUUUAGGUAUAAUACAAUAUUCCAAGAAAGUGUUAAAAAUAUAAAAUAUGUGUAUUUUAACUUGAAGAUAUUUACUAAAAAUUUUACAGAAGAUAAUUAUUUGACUAAUCUUUUAUAAUUGUAGGCCUACAUUUCAAAUCCCAGUGAGUCAAAGCUGAACUUUGUGGAUUUAGAUCAGACCUGUCAUUUUAUGCUAACAAUUUACCUACGGACAGAAAAACAUAUUUUUAUGUAACAUAGCUCUGUUUACCCACGACUGAACAGAGAAGGUGUAUACUUUUAGGGUGCGAGGUUAUUUGUGUAAAAAAAUUAAUGUUCUCAUUUAUCUCCAAAAAGGUUUGACCAAUUUAGAUAUGGUUUUCUGUAAAAGGUUUGUGAUUCACUGGCGAUGGUUUCAAGAUAGGUGUUAUGGUGUUUACUCGCCAAAGGGCGCUGUAAUAAAUGUUUUUCUUCUUGCUUCUGUAUAUGAACUGCUGAGGGUCUGAUGGUACAGCAGAAGAACAUCGUCGGAAACCACUCCAUUAGUAAAUUCAUGUUUAUAUAAGCAACUAACGGUCGUGAAAAAACAAAGGAAAACGAGCUAAAAAUACUAGUUAUAAAGAGAGGUUAUGUUCCGUUUAUAAACUAAAAUACAUGUGCAUUUGCAUUGCAUGCUUUUCUUAGAAUGAGUUAUUUUGGGGAAGCUAGUAAAAUUAUGAAAAUUAUUUAACAAAAUGUAUUUUCUCCUGUAUCGGUUCGGAAUCUGUGAAUCGGCAACAGUUGUACUGGUGUAUCGGCAUAUUGGAAAAAUUUUGUGAAUCGGUACAGCUCUAUUAUUAAUUGUUACUACGUUGUUCCUACAAUUAUUUAUUUUUAUACAAAAUUAUAAAACAGUUACAGUUUGCGAUAUCUUAAAAUAUAUCGCAAUUCAAAACAAAACUCUCUCUACAAAAUGGUGUCCAUCUCACGGGGGUACAAUAAAAUAACACACCAUAAAAUAAAACAGUAUGGGGGUAAAAUGUACGGGUAAAAUAUUUUGUGAGACGCCAAACAUACAGGACAGACAAAUAGACAUAUACUUAGACAGUAACGUAGGAAUUUUCUAAAAAGUUUAAAAUAAUAACCAAAAUUCAAAAUUUUGAAAAAUACAUACACAAUUGCAAAGAGCAUAAUUAAUGUUUCCAAUAAAUUGGUCCUUACAGUUUUGUGUAAACUUGAACUAAAAUGAUAACAUUCAUUGAAUUUUUUAACCUGGUUGUGGUGUCAUAUAGUAUAUUGACAUUCAUUUCAGUGUUAUCACAACUCACUGUAAAAUAUUGUCCAUAGUUAUCAACUGUGAUAAAUUUCUUUUAUCUUAGAUCACAAUUACAGAGCUAACAAUGGAGAUUCAUUGGUUUUAGAUUUGGAGAAGAAACAUGUGUUAGAACUUGUGAACAAUCAUGUACAGACACAGGAAAUAAAAAAAAAAUAUCUUCAUUUGUAUUGUUGCUGAUGAGUAAUUCUCACAUCCUUAAGGUCUACCCAGGCACACAAUGGUGUGCAGAGCUUCAGGAAAAAACGACACAAUUUGAAAACUGCUCGGCUCGAGAUAUCUGGGUGGAGUCCGUUUACGAAAAGCAUUUAAGAUUGCGCUGAGGUCCGAUAAGUAGUUAUGUUUUCAGAUCAAGUUUUUAAACUGUAUUUUUAAGAAAAGAGUUAAAAUAGCUAAAAUGCAUGUUUUCAGAGUAAUUUUUAGGUGUAAAAACACUGUUACAGAUUCUUGAAAGCACUUAAGGGACUUGCAUUACACUUUUAUCAUUAUCAUCAUCUCAGCUGUAUAAUGUUAUGAUUACCACUCAAAUUUCAUAGUUGCCCUAUGCACAAUGAGAAGACUGCGUGCCAGUUCAGAGCCUUGCGCUUAGAGGCUACACCGCGCUAGAAACACUAGCGAGCAUCGUGCUUAUCAUCUCGCCUCACUAACAGAUACAUCUCUGGCAAGGCAGGCCCCUUAACAACAUAUUUUAUUGCAUAAUACAAGCUUAAAAAUUGACAUUUAAUAAAAAAAAUUUACUCUAGUCACUUAAUUAAUUUUCUCUCUGGGACGAUUCUAUCUUUGUCACUCGAUUCCGUGUUCUCAGGUUCAAGUUGAAGACUGCCACAUGUUUUUUUGAAGUGAAACUUCUUUGAUGAAGGGGCUACGAUUUUCAAGCGUUAUGAAAAUUCCAAUCGCGUGAAGGAAAUAGUUAGGUGCAUGGUGGGGGAACCGGCAGAGGAGAGUGCGUCGGCGACGCCACCACAACGCAUGCGCUAGCAGUCGAAUGGGAUGACAGCAAGGGAGGUGGGGUAGGUACGUAGCGUAGAAUGCUAUAAGCUAGUUGUAACGGCUGGAAGAGGAGACGGCAAGGGAGAGGUAGAAAUGACACAGCAGUGAUGCUACGGAAUUCUCGUAAUGCUGCUUGUGUUUGUCUAGUCCUCAUCUUUCGUAUCAGCUAACGAUUGAUGCUACCAUAUUUAUGUUAUUUUAUUUAAAGUAUCUACAAUUCAUUUAUUUGUGUGAAAAAGAGUCAUUGAUUGAUUUGUGAAAAUUACUUUAUAAGUAUCAUUAAUUUUUAUGUGAAUAGUGUGAUUUAAAAUGUAAAAAAAGAUGGAUUGACUUAAGAGGUUAACUUUAUAAGUGUAAUUCAUUUUUUGGAUGUAAAAACUGUGAUUUGAAAUAUCAAAAGGCCUAACAGUAAGAUAUAGACUUUAUAAGUGUAAUUUAUGUUCGAUUGGAGUGAGUUUUUUUAAAUUCCAGCUGGAGAUCAUGAUUUAACAUCAUACCUAAAAAUAAUAAAAAGGCAAAAGCAGAUAAAAGGUAUUAUCAAAGGCAAGGUGGGAAUAAACUGCUAAAAGAGGCGCCAGAAAGUGCCAGUGAACGGAUACGAGUGUACAGUACUAUUCUCAAUCAUUAGCUCUUGUUGAAUAAAAAAAUACCACUAAUUUAUCUCUAUACGUAAUAAGCAAGAAGUUUCACUACUGUCGCAUGUAGACUCCAUUCUUCUUUGCUUUGCAAUAAGAAUCCGCCCCAGCCAUGGAAUCUCGGGACUGCAGAGUGACUGACUGUCUGGCGAGGUCGCUGUAGCACUUGCCGUCACCUCACAGGAAACUGCACCUGCAGACAAACUGUUGUUCUUGGCCAGGUUACAAAUAGUAUAUGUUUGAUUGGAAAAAUUGUUUUCAUUGUUAGCCUUCUGGCACACAACUCAAGGAAAACAACCGUACGUUACCUUUUUUUACUAACUUAGUUGUAGGGGUACUCGAACAAUAUUCAACAUUCGUGAAUUAUUUGGUGUUCGAUAUUCACGAAUAAUUUUAUAUUCAAUUCAACAUUUCAAAUUAUAUAUAAAUUAUUUUUUACUAAUAUAAAUCCUUUCACCGUGUGUGGCUCAUACAGAAAAAAAGUAUUAUUGAGAAAAAAAUUUAACAUGUAUGAGGCCUAAAUGAUUUAUUAAAAAAUUUAUAUUUGUUUUCCAUAAUAUUCACCCAUUGUUUUUAUAUUCAACAAAUCGGUGAUUAUAAUUUAAAAUUAUAGAAACUGCUUUAUUUUAUGUAUAAAAUCAAAACUAUUUUCAAACUUAAUAUUUCACCAUAUGCCAGAUUUUUUUUUUUUUAAAUCCCUAAAAUUUUUACCUCUUUCUUAUAUUACUGUAUUUUGGAUCAGUAUUUCUUAUUGUAUUUCUAUGUGAAGUGUGAAAAACAAAAAAAAUCACUGAAUGUUAAAAUUUGAUUUGAAAAAUAUUCACUAUUCGUGAAUAUUAUAAUAUUCAGUUCAAAUAAAAAAGUAAUAGUUUUCGCAGACUACUUAGCUACACUUUAUUCAAUUCUAUUCUUUUCUGCAAAUAUUUUUGACUGUGACAAAGGCUUUGUGAGAGGUGUGAAACAUGCUGUGAAAAUGAGGUUUUUGCUUUGACUUCGCUCGUCGUCGACCUAGUUAAAUAUGUAUUUGUCUGAUUGUUUUAUUAAAAGAAAUAGGCUACUAGGCACGUGUAUAACAUACACAAAGUACUGAGCUGCAAGGUAACUCACAACUGCAACUGAGUGAGCAUGGGUGCAGUUGAAUCCAGGUACUACAGCUGUGUCCUGGGGUAGAUGCUGCUGGGUUUGUGCCCGACUGACUACGUCACCGUCCCCUGAACACGUGUUGUCCGCAACCUGCAACCUUCGAGCUGGCUUCUUACCACUGAUACUUGUGACUUGUAUAUAUGAUGAUUUGAUGGAAUAUUGAUUUCUGUUCUUUGCUUCCCGUGCAUGGGUCUGAGCUGUAGAGAAUCAUUUGCAUGUGGGGUCAUUAAAAAUGUUGAGUCUACGUCGGAUAAAAGAUCUUCAGUACUUCAGUUCUUGGUAACUAGUUGUUCAGAGUAAUGUAUUUUUUCACAUAACUAUCAGAAGCUUAUUUACACUGCAUGAAAACUGGUCAACUCGGGUUUGUUUAAUAUUUUCAUGUGUGCAUGAGAGAGAGAGAGAGAGAGAGAGAGAAAAAGAGAGAAAGAUAAAUAUUACAUAAAGAAAAGGCUGACUGCAAUUGGUUUUACAUUGCCGCAUCCUCUUCCUUGUUAAAUAUGUAGUUCUUCUGUUGAAGAUAUUUUAGAAUAAACUUGUAAAUAUGUUAUACUUAUUGCACUUAAAUAUUUUUACAAUGUUUGAAAUGCAACUCUCAUUCCUUGAUUAUUCAGAAAUAUUAGAAUUGUAUAAUUUCAGCAAACACUGUUGCGGGUUUCAAGUCGCAGACACAUCUGUCAUACAGAUUUUGAUAUGUGGUGCAUAAUUCAGAACACCAAUAAGAAGUUGAUGGUAAAAUUCAAACUGAAACAUAGUUUCAGGUGUAUUUAUAAUUAUACUGUAUUUCAGUGAAUGUACUUUUAUAUAUUGCUAUGGUGAUUUGUCAAUGAUUAUGAUAGAUUGUAACUUGUAAUGUUGUGUUGUUGCAGUUUUAUAAAUUAGUGACUUCUACUUUUCACAACCAAAUCUUGUGUUAAUAGCGUGAGUGAUCAUAGUUAUUAUGUACUAAUUUAUAUUUUACCAGAAACCAUAGAAAAAAACUCAAGAUUGAAAACGAUUUUAAAAUUAUAUAUUACAUUGUUAGAUACUGAGAAGUAGCUUUGAGUCACUACACAUUUUGUAAGAUGUUUUGUGGGAUUAAGAUGUACGAUAAUUCUCACUGGUGCAAGAAUUGUAAAUAAGAGUCUCUAUUUUUAAAAUCUGUUUUGUUAGAUUUUAAACAAUUUAUUGGUGUUCGAAACCCUCCCACAAAUCUAACUUUUACUAAGAGGUAUUCUUUAUAGGCUUUGAAUAUUCAGCAUUGUGCCCAACUUCUUCAAAAUUAGGUACCAACUCCUCGUGAUUUUCACACCAACAGUGUGAACUUUUCAAGCAAGCAUACUAAUUAUCUUUAUGUAAUUUUAUACAUAUAUGUAUGUAAUAUUUCUGUGGUUUACAGUUUCUAGUUUCCAGUUGCAAUUUCUAUUAUUAAUAAAAUACUCUGUCUUUGUUCUUGGCACUUACAAUGCAGGGCAUUUUCCUGGUUUAUUGAUUGGUACAGAUUUACAUUUAGUUGUGUAUCUUUCAGCAUUUUCAUCCAUAGAGUAUGAGCUUACCUAUUGUUGAAGAGAAUUUGCACAAUAUUGGCUGUAGUAUUUUUCACUCAAAUAAUAUUUUGGCGACUUACUGCUUGUUAUUAAAGUAUGUAUUUAUCUUUAACAUUGGCAAGAUAAUGUCUUGUAUGAUUUUUAUUAUUAACUAUGGAAAAUAAAUAACACACAA